AUGAACCAACUCGAAACCGGGAUUCUGGCAGCUCUGUGGCAUCACAUCCUGCAUCGUUUUCACGCGAACAGUCAAGCCCUGCAAUCAGCCGACCAAGAUCUCAACUCCGCAGUUGCAAUCUAUGAAUCACUCAUGGAUUUUAUCGGUAAGCAGCGUGCAAGAUUUGAAGAGUUUGAGGCUGAGGGAAAGAAGCUCAGUCAAUGUGACCAGUACGUCGGCGAAGAGAAACGAGUGCGCAAGAGAAAUCGCCGUUACGACGAGCCAGGACUCUGCGCCGGAAGUGUCGCAGACCCCUGCCAAUAAGUUCCGUACGGAUACGUUCCUUGUCAUAAUCGACAAAAUUGAUGCUGAGUUGCGGAAACGACUGGGCGCAUACACCGGAAUUGCUGCAAGGUUUGGCUUUCUACGAAAGCUCAAGGACCUUUCAGUUGAAGAAGUAGUCGAAAGUGCGAAGAUUCUCCAAGAGGCAUACCCGACAGAUCUAGAAGCAGUUUGUCUGAUGAAUUAGUACAGUUUUCUGGUUUUCUCCACACAGAUUUUGCUAUGAAAUCAUUGGAUCAUGUGACUACUGCUUCUGCAACGUCUUCACCAGCUAUGAACGAUACAUCCUCUGAUGAAUUUGACGACGAAGAUGACUUAACGAAAGAUGACAACGACGUCACAUUGAACGUAGAUUCAUUGGAAUUGCGCAUGUACAGGCUUCUUCUGGAGAACAAUCUGGAAACUGUAUUUCCGAACACUGUAAUCGCAUUGCGGAUCUAUCUUAGUCUCAUGAUCUCGAACUGUUCUGGAGAACGGUCCUUUUCUAAACUUAAGCUAAUUAAGAAUCAGCUCCGAUCAUGCAUGACACAGAAGCGACUAAAAAGCCUUAUUCUACUUAGUAUUAAAAGUGAUCUUCUGCGUAGCAUUGACAUGUCGUCGAUAAUUAACGAGUUUGCUCUUAAAAAAUCGCGUAAGCACAACGUUUACAAAGCCUCUGCAGAAUGA
Molecule: messenger RNA, 987 nt
Organism: Paramuricea clavata
Lineage: Eukaryota; Metazoa; Cnidaria; Anthozoa; Malacalcyonacea; Plexauridae
Source: the annotation of a GenBank genome assembly